AUGCUUAAUUCGCCCAUAAUACAAGCAGAUUCUGAUAAACGUUUACGUUCUUCAAUAACACGACAUCAUAAGACGGAUUUAGUUAAGAUUCCAUCGGCAGACAAGUUUGAUGAUAUCAAUAAUAAUCACUAUGAUGAACCGGAAAACAAUGUCAACGGUUGUCAUAAACAAGAUUUAGCUUUAAAUGAUCAUGAGAACGAUAGUACAUUGUUAACGACAACGAUGACAACAACGGUCGAAGUUAAAUGA
Molecule: messenger RNA, 249 nt
Organism: Adineta ricciae
Lineage: Eukaryota; Metazoa; Rotifera; Eurotatoria; Adinetida; Adinetidae
Source: the annotation of a GenBank genome assembly